This is a messenger RNA of Athene cunicularia (burrowing owl), 2174 nucleotides long. It is a transcript of the gene RAD52, whose product is annotated as RAD52 homolog, DNA repair protein. Gene Ontology annotation, biological process: double-strand break repair via homologous recombination; DNA recombinase assembly; double-strand break repair via single-strand annealing. The record is from RefSeq and is a predicted model, not a curated record. The coding region runs from base 234 to 1487 and encodes 417 amino acids. The transcript has 11 exons. Gene Ontology annotation, cellular component: nucleus. NCBI's taxonomy places the organism in Eukaryota, Metazoa, Chordata, Aves, Strigiformes, Strigidae.
AUUUAAGGAGAAAAGUUUGGACUGUUUUGAAAUAACAUCAGAAAGCAAAUUUCUGACUGGUGCUGCAGCAGUUCCAUGGAGUGAGAAGUAUAAUAUUACAGUAAUGUCCAACAUCUCUAUUACAGAAUAUUGUUAUGUGCACUGGGCAGUGGACUUAAACAGCUUUUUGACACAUCUUCUUAUGGACUUAGUUCUGUUAUCUUCAUUGUUUACGUUUUCUCUUAUCUUCAGGGAUGCCUGAAGGUCAAGGGAAAGACAGCGAAAGCUGCACUAGCAAUUCAGUUGCUUGCUUCGGACAGUAUCAAUACACAGCAAGUGAAUAUCAAGCUAUCCAGCAUGCUCUUCGUCAGAGACUGGGUCCAGAGUAUAUCAGCAGUCGGCAAGCUGGAGGAGGACAAAAGGUCUGUUACAUUGAGGGUCACAAGGUAAUCAGUCUGGCCAAUGAGAUGUUUGGCUUUAAUGGCUGGGCUCAUUCAGUCACUCAGCAGAAUGUUGACUUUGUUGACCUCAGCAAUGGCAGGUUCUAUGUGGGAGUCUGUGCAUUUGUGAGAGUUCAGCUUAAGGAUGGGUCAUACCAUGAAGAUGUGGGGUAUGGUGUCAGUGAAGGCCUAAAGUCUAAGGCCUUGUCCCUAGAAAAGGCAAGAAAGGAGGCAGUAACAGAUGGACUGAAGAGAGCACUCAAGUGCUUUGGGAAUGCUCUUGGGAACUGCAUUCUAGACAAAGACUACCUACAAGCCGUGAAUAAACUUCCACGUCAGAUACCUGCUGAGUUAGAUUUGGUCAAAGCUAAAAGACAGGACUAUGAGCCUGAAAUAGAGAAAGCAAGAUACAAUAGCUGCUUAGAAAGGCAGAACACAGGAGAGAGACAACAUUGUGAGAUGGCAUCAAACUGUAAGCCUGGUCAGACAGAGGCUGCUGUAGUGACAGCAGAUCAGAAACAGCCAAGUAGUUCCAGGGGCAGAAAUACAGACUCCUCAGCUAUUGAGUGUGAUGCCACUUACCAGCGGAAAUUGCGACAAAAACAGCUACAGCAACAGUUCCGGGAACAGAUGAAGAAAAAGCAUCAGGUUCCAGUAGUUACUCCUAGCAGCAAACAGGCAACAUCUGAUCCUCCUGUAAAACACAGCACUCCAGCAGCAGUACAACAGGAACUAGCAAUAGAAGAGGAGUUCUUUGCAGAUGAUCCUGAACUUUGGGACAUUUCCUUGGAGACUGUUGAUCUUAAGAUAAUGGGUCACAGAAGAGCAGACCCAUCAGCUGGACACCAGACACCUGAAACACCCUGUGGACGUCAACAAAUGACUAAGAUGACUACUCGUAACAGGACACCUCACAGAAUGAAUUACCACAAAGCUUCUGCUAGACUUGCACAAUUGCAGCCAUCUGCUACAAUCGUGAGCAACAGGAGCUGUGCCAACCAGCAUACCCCAGAGCACAACCCCCACAGAAGUCAAAGCCUGAAGAAAAGGAGGCUAGAACCUACAUAAGGCACCUGGUGGUGUCAUUACCUCCAUAUGGGAUUACCGCAGAAGACUGCAGUUGGCUGCUCAAAUUAUGUGAGGAAGUUCAAUGCAUUAAUGGAUUUUUCUGUAUAUUAUGGUGAAUCAACAGAAAGGUUUAAUACAGCCAGCAGGAAUUUAACAUAUUUUUAGGUUAUUACAUGUUUCAGAUGCCUUUUUCUAUAAACAAGCAAUCAUUUCUGCUUCUGCAGUACUAGACUGUGGCUGUAUUACAAACUGAUGCUACACAGAUUUUGCCUGAAAUGUUAAGAGAAUUAAUAUGUAAAAUGAGAUGCAAUUCAGAGCUGCUUUCUCCCUCAGUGUUGCAUUUCAGUACAGAGAAAAGAUUUUCAAGCAGGUGGGUUACGGUCAGAUGGCAGAGCCUAUGAAGCUGUGCUCUUCCAAUCAGCGAGGCUGAGGCUGUGAAGCUGUGGCAGCAUCAGCCCCGGAGGGCAGCCCAGCCGUCUGCCCUGGCCCACAGCUCAUCCUCAGCUGUUCCUUGGCUGCUUCAGGCUCCUGCACAGCAGCAGCAUGUUCAGCCAUGCCUGCGCAACAGGGACUGCUGCCAGAGCUGUGUAUAGCAUCUCGGUGUUUGCUUCGGCCCUUUAUAGAAUGAAUGGGAGCUGCACUCUUGUUUUUAAAUUAGCUUUCAACCCUUUUCAAUAUAAAAAUAAA